This is a messenger RNA of Pseudogymnoascus destructans, 2255 nucleotides long. It is a transcript of the gene NOP2, whose product is annotated as rRNA (cytosine-C5-)-methyltransferase nop2. Gene Ontology annotation, cellular component: nucleolus. Gene Ontology annotation, biological process: maturation of LSU-rRNA; rRNA base methylation. The record is from RefSeq and is a predicted model, not a curated record. NCBI's taxonomy places the organism in Eukaryota, Fungi, Ascomycota, Leotiomycetes, Thelebolales, Thelebolaceae. The transcript has a single exon. Bases 78 to 2177 code for a protein of 699 amino acids. Gene Ontology annotation, molecular function: rRNA (cytosine-C5-)-methyltransferase activity; RNA binding.
UUUCGCAAUAACCUGCGAAUUCUCAACUUCAAAACCCCACCCUCACAACAGCACCGAAGGUGCAAUUAACCGUCACCAUGGGGCCCUCCAGACGUAUGCAGAAGCAGGGAAUGCCGGACAAGUUGGAUGAGGCGCAUUUCACAAAUCUGAAGAGGAAGGCUGGCUUAAGCGUUACGGAGGCGCGGGAUGAGAGCAAGAGGGUCAAGGUGUCUGCGAAGAAGGAGCAAGAUCACAAUAUGACCAAGAAGGGAAGCCAUUCCGAUAAGCCGGCAAGGAAGACAAAGACGACGACACAGGUGAAGAAGGGGAAGCCCGUUGUCAAGGCUGUAUCGAAACCUGCACCCAAGGCAAAGAAGGGCCCAAUGCCACUUCCAGGCAGCGAUGACGAUAUGGAGGGCGCUGAUAGCGACGAAUCAGAUCUGUUGAAUGACGAGUUCGAUGACCUGAGCGGGGAUGAGGCCGAGCUGGCCAAUGCAGAUGAGUUUAUGGACUCGGGGUCAGAGGUCUACGACUCGGAGGAGGACCACAAGACGAGGGCAAUGUUCUCGGAGGACGAGGAUGAAAGCGAUGCAGAGGAGAAGUUGACGGCGGCUAAUAUUGCGGGGUUGUCUCGGAAGUUGGACGAGCAGAUGGCAGCGGAGGCAGCUGAUGCUCAGCAGGAAUUGGAGGAUGCCGCGAUGCAGACAAACCUGGCCGGUGACAGGCCCAAGGUCUUUUCGGACGAAGAGAGCGGAGACGAUGCCGCGGUGAAGAGCAAGGCUCUUCUUGCUCCAGAUCUUCAAUUGUUACGUUCGCGCAUCAACGACACUGUUCGCGUUCUCGACGACUUUGCGAACCUAUCCGAGGAAGGCCGAUCAAGAGCAGAGUACACUGCGCAAUUACUCAAGGAUGUUUGCGCAUACUACGGUUACUCUGAGUUCCUGGCCGAGAAACUGUUCAACCUCUUCCCGCCCAAGGAGGCAUUUGCCUUCUUUGAGGCCAACGAGACAGCACGCCCGGUAGUCAUCCGCACAAACAGCCUGCGGACUCACCGCAGAGACCUCGCGCAAGCCCUGAUCAACCGUGGAGUUACCCUCGAGCCUGUUGGAAAGUGGUCCAAGGUUGGUCUCCAAGUCUUCGAGUCUGCUGUGCCGCUCGGUGCCACACCCGAAUACCUUGCUGGCCACUACAUCCUCCAGGCCGCCUCCUCCUUCCUUCCCGUCAUGGCCCUCGCACCGCAAGAGAAUGAGCGCGUUCUCGAUAUGGCAUCCGCUCCCGGUGGUAAGACGACUUAUAUCGCUGCCCUAAUGAAGAACACUGGCUGCAUCUUCGCCAACGAUUCCAACAAAGCUCGUGCCAAGGGUCUCAUUGGUAACAUCCACCGUCUGGGCGUCAAGAAUACGAUUGUGUGCAACUACGAUGCACGCGAAUUCCCCAAGGUGAUGGGUGGCUUUGACAGGGUCCUGCUCGAUGCUCCCUGCUCCGGUACUGGUGUCAUUGCCAAGGAUCCGUCCGUGAAGACGAACAAAACUGAGCGCGAUUUCCUGAUGCUACCGCAUCUCCAGAAGCAGCUCCUGCUCGCAGCAAUCGACUCGGUAGACCAUGCGUCCAAGACGGGAGGAUUUAUUGUGUACUCAACUUGUUCGGUGACUGUGGAGGAGAACGAGUCGGUUGUGCAGUACGCUUUAUCGAAGCGACCUAAUGUGAGGCUCGUGGAGACUGGCCUGACGUUUGGCAAGGAGGGUUUUACGGCGUAUAUGGGCAAGAACUUUGACGCAAAGAUGAAGAUUACACGGAGAUACUACCCGCACGCGUACAACGUGGACGGUUUCUUUGUAGCGAAGUUCAAGAAGUUCGCUCUCACUCCUGGCAAGGGACUGGGCAAUGCAGCACCUGCAAAGGACCAGGCGGCCAAGAAUGACGAGCUGGAUGUUGACAAGCGUCCGAUUGAGCUGAUGGGUGGUGAGGAUAAGAUGGAGUGGGAUGAUGAGGCGGAUAGGGUUUUCAUUGACAAGGCACAACGGGCACGCAUGCGCCGGAAGGGCAUUGAUCCUAAUGGGGCGGCCAAGAAUGCAGAGCCUGCGGUGAGGGAGGAGAAGAAGAAGGUGAACAAGAGCAAGGAGAAUGCGAAGAAGAAUCUUGCCAAGAAGGCAGAGCUGGAGAAGAAGAAGGCCGAUGUGGAGAUGGCUGAUGCGUAGUUCUGUCUCGAUAUGAGUGGAGUUCUAAGACUUGCAUAAUAGGAGUUUUGCUAGGAUAGCCGGAAUACUAUUUCGAGA